GGCCCGGCAACGGACCUAGACGAAAAGCCUCAACCUCCUCCCCAGGUCCCCUCGGGGACCCCCGCAGGGCACGAUGCGAAUCGUGACCUGCCGGAUGAAAGUCCACCGGCGCAAGCCGGAACCCAACCACCCAGCGCUAGAUCGACCAAGAAGAAGCCAGCAAGAUCGAAGUCGUCGCGGAAGAAGAUGAAGGCUCCAGACUCCGAUGCUGACGAUCGAGCCGAUCUCACACUGACCGUGGCUGAGGACCAACUGGUUGUAACGUACUACAAGAAGGAGCUGCACGCUUUCCUGCUUCAGGACGAUGUGAUGAAGCUCCUCCGGCCAAAGCUCCUCGGCGAUCUUGCGGGACCGGUGUCACAGCCGACCCCUGGAUCGGACAAGUUGGAUGCCGUUCAGACCCUGCUACGGCUCUUCAAGGAAGUUGGUAUCAUCGCAGGAGUGCUGGAUGCGGAAAGCCUGUUCGAUCUGAAGCUCAGCACGAUCCAGAACUCGGCGCAGAGGCUGUUCCUGCUAUUGAAGCCGUUGGUCGGUGAGUCGAGUCGAUCCUUGAAAGAAACAUCAAGAUCGCCCCAGACGCUAUCGAGAUCGGCACCCCCAGAUCGACGCCUGCGCCCAACCCGGGUGGCCAAACUAGGCUUUGCCGAUCCGCGGAUCGAUCAUGUUUCAGCAGCGUCGACGGCGAUCCGAUCUCUGUCGACGCUUCAUUCCCUUGUCCAAACUCGGCUUGCGCAUCCUCUUGGAGGGACGCACGGUGAAAUCCCGAGUCACUCAAAGAUCCGGGCACGACACGGCGCCCGAACUACCGUCUAA
Phytophthora sojae is the source of this 813-nucleotide messenger RNA. RefSeq lists its product as hypothetical. NCBI's taxonomy places the organism in Eukaryota, Oomycota, Peronosporomycetes, Peronosporales, Peronosporaceae. The transcript has a single exon. The record is from RefSeq and is a predicted model, not a curated record. The annotation marks the transcript as partial.